This is a messenger RNA of Pecten maximus, 1215 nucleotides long. RefSeq names its product translation initiation factor eIF-2B subunit alpha-like. NCBI's taxonomy places the organism in Eukaryota, Metazoa, Mollusca, Bivalvia, Pectinida, Pectinidae. Gene Ontology annotation, cellular component: eukaryotic translation initiation factor 2B complex. Gene Ontology annotation, molecular function: translation initiation factor activity; guanyl-nucleotide exchange factor activity. Bases 97 to 1008 code for a protein of 303 amino acids. Gene Ontology annotation, biological process: translational initiation. The transcript has 9 exons. The record is from RefSeq and is a predicted model, not a curated record.
GGCUUUGAUUAGUGCAACCAAAUUAAUCACAGUUGACUUCCGGUUUAGUUCCUAGACGAACAUCUGUUUUGGAAAAGUUAUCACUGGAUUUUCAUCAUGGACAGAGAUGGUAUCCUGUCCUAUUUCAGUAAUUUGGUCCAUGCAGACCCGGACAUGUCCGCUGCUGUGGCUGCCAUCAAGACAUUAUUGCACUUUCUGGAGGUCAACAAAGUGGACACAUUAGCAGAGAUGCGUGACCGUAUGAAGGAUGCUAUAUUGACACUGACGGAAACAGACAGUAGUACAACAUCUAUUUCCUCUGCUGGAGAACUCUUCCUACGCUUCAUAACACUCGCUACUCUAGAACAUUCAACGAUUCAGGAAUGCCAGAGAAUUCUAGUCAAAAGAGGGAAUUUGUUCUUGCAAAAAGUUUCAGAUUCCCGUCAGAAGAUCGCAAGACAAGCUCACCCCUUUAUACGAGACGGUGCGACGAUUCUGACCCAUUCCAAGUCCAGAGUUGUAUUACAAGUGUUGAAGGAGGCGGCCGAGGCAAAGAAACGCUUCAAUGUGUUCAUCACAGAAUCUCUACCAGACAACUCAGGUCGUGAAGUGUCUAAGGAGCUUACAGAUAUGGGUAUCCCCACCACAGUGGUUUUGGAUGCUGCUGUUGGGUAUGUGAUGGAGAAGGUGGACAUGGUGUUGGUCGGAGCGGAGGGCGUUGUGGAGAGUGGGGGCAUUAUCAACAAGAUUGGUACAUAUACAUUGGCAAUUUCAGCCAAAGCUAUGAAUAAGCCGGUCUAUGUUGUAGCAGAGAGUUUCAAAUUUACACGACUUUUUCCGCUAAAUCAACAUGAUGUGCCAAAUCAGUUUAAGUACCACGCAAGUACACUUCGGACGACGACAGACCUAUCUAAAGAACACCCUCUGGUGGACUAUACACCUCCCUCCUAUAUCACACUUCUUUUCACGGACCUUGGCGUCCUGACGCCUUCGGCCAUCUCGGAUGAGCUAAUCAAGCUAUACUGCUGAUAUUCAGACGCCAUGGAUGUAAUUUUUCAAGGACAUUCUUUAGUAAACAAAUGCAGAAAGUCAUGGUCAUAAAUGUUUGACUUUGGAAAUUUUGUUUUUGAAAUAUAAAUGUGAAAUAAAAUAAAUGCAUUGUUCUUAACUCAUUCAGAAUGAUUGAUGUCAAUUUCAUGUAAAAUAUGAAUGAAAUUAAAAAUUGUUGACAGUUGA